Molecule: messenger RNA, 3797 nt
Organism: Peromyscus californicus insignis
Lineage: Eukaryota; Metazoa; Chordata; Mammalia; Rodentia; Cricetidae
Gene: Ephb3
Product: EPH receptor B3
Exons: 16
Coding region: 16-2997 (993 amino acids)
Biological process (GO): axon guidance; cell surface receptor protein tyrosine kinase signaling pathway; protein phosphorylation
Cellular component (GO): plasma membrane; neuron projection
Molecular function (GO): transmembrane-ephrin receptor activity; ATP binding; protein binding
Source: RefSeq, a predicted model, not a curated record
CGAGCGCCCCGGGCUAUGGCCCGAGCCCGCCCGCCGCCGGGGCUUCUGCCGCUGCUCGCUCGGCUGCUGCUGCCGCUGCUGCUGUCCGCCGGCUGCUGGGCGCUGGAAGAGACCCUCAUGGACACGAAAUGGGUGACAUCUGAGCUGGCAUGGACGUCUCACCCAGAAAGUGGGUGGGAAGAAGUGAGCGGUUACGAUGAAGCCAUGAACCCCAUCCGAACGUAUCAGGUGUGUAACGUGCGGGAGUCCAGUCAGAACAACUGGCUUCGCACCGGUUUCAUCUGGCGGCGGGAAGUGCAGCGGGUCUACGUGGAGCUCAAAUUCACCGUGCGAGACUGCAACAGCAUCCCCAACAUCCCUGGCUCCUGCAAGGAGACCUUCAACCUUUUCUACUACGAGGCUGACAGCGAUGUGGCGUCGGCCUCCUCCCCCUUCUGGAUGGAGAACCCCUAUGUCAAAGUGGACACCAUCGCACCGGACGAGAGCUUCUCGCGGCUGGACGCCGGUCGGGUCAACACCAAGGUGCGCAGCUUCGGGCCGCUUUCCAAGGCUGGCUUCUACUUGGCCUUCCAGGACCAGGGCGCCUGCAUGUCACUCAUCUCGGUGCGUGCCUUCUACAAGAAGUGCGCGUCCACCACCGCAGGCUUCGCACUCUUCCCCGAGACCCUCACGGGGGCGGAGCCCACGUCGCUGGUCAUUGCCCCCGGCACCUGCAUCCCUAAUGCCGUGGAGGUCUCGGUGCCGCUCAAACUCUACUGCAAUGGCGACGGAGAGUGGAUGGUGCCCGUCGGGGCCUGCACCUGCGCCACUGGCCACGAGCCGGCUGCCAAGGAGUCCCAGUGCCGCGCCUGUCCCCCUGGGAGUUACAAGGCAAAGCAAGGAGAGGGACCCUGCCUCCCCUGUCCCCCCAACAGCCGAACCACCUCGCCAGCUGCCAGCAUCUGCACCUGCCAUAAUAACUUCUAUCGUGCGGACUCGGACUCGGCGGACAGCGCCUGUACCACUGUGCCGUCUCCUCCCCGGGGUGUGAUCUCCAAUGUGAAUGAGACCUCGCUGAUCCUCGAGUGGAGUGAGCCCCGGGACCUCGGUGGACGGGACGACCUCCUCUAUAACGUUAUCUGCAAGAAGUGCCAUGGGAGCUCGGGCACUGGGGGGCCCGCGACCUGUUCACGCUGUGAUGACAACGUGGAGUUUGAGCCUCGGCAGCUGGGCCUGACCGAGCGCCGGGUCCACAUCAGCCACCUGCUGGCCCACACCCGCUACACCUUUGAGGUUCAGGCCGUCAAUGGCGUCUCCGGCAAAAGCCCUCUGCCACCCCGUUAUGCGGCUGUGAAUAUCACCACCAACCAGGCCGCCCCAUCUGAAGUACCUACACUCCACUUGCACAGCAGCUCGGGGAGCAGCCUGACCCUGUCCUGGGCACCCCCAGAGCGGCCUAAUGGGGUCAUUUUGGACUAUGAGAUGAAGUACUUUGAGAAGAGUAAAGGCAUCGCCUCCACGGUCACCAGCCAGAAGAACUCCGUACAGCUGGACGGGCUGCAGCCUGACGCCCGCUAUGUCGUUCAGGUCCGGGCUCGCACAGUGGCGGGCUAUGGACAGUAUAGCCGCCCGGCUGAGUUUGAGACCACGAGUGAAAGAGGCUCAGGUGCCCAGCAGCUUCAAGAGCAGCUUCCCCUUAUUGUGGGCUCCACGGUAGCCGGGUUCGUCUUCAUGGUGGUUGUCGUGGUCAUCGCCCUCGUCUGCCUCAGGAAGCAGCGCCAUGGCCCUGACGCAGAGUACACGGAGAAGCUGCAGCAGUACAUUGCUCCUGGGAUGAAAGUUUACAUUGACCCCUUCACCUAUGAGGAUCCCAAUGAGGCUGUGCGAGAAUUCGCCAAGGAGAUCGAUGUGUCCUGUGUCAAGAUCGAGGAGGUGAUUGGAGCUGGGGAGUUUGGGGAAGUGUGCCGGGGUCGGCUGAAACUGCCUGGCCGUCGGGAGGUGUUUGUGGCCAUCAAGACGCUGAAGGUGGGGUACACUGAGAGGCAGCGGCGCGACUUCCUAAGCGAAGCUUCCAUCAUGGGUCAGUUUGACCAUCCCAAUAUAAUCCGUCUAGAGGGUGUGGUCACCAAAAGCCGUCCAGUUAUGAUCCUCACUGAGUUCAUGGAGAACUGUGCCUUGGACUCCUUCCUUCGGCUCAAUGAUGGGCAGUUCACAGUCAUCCAGCUGGUGGGCAUGCUGCGGGGCAUUGCUGCUGGCAUGAAGUACUUGUCCGAGAUGAACUAUGUGCACCGUGACCUCGCUGCCCGCAACAUCCUCGUCAACAGCAACUUGGUCUGCAAAGUGUCUGACUUUGGCCUCUCCCGCUUCCUGGAGGAUGACCCCUCAGACCCCACCUACACCAGCUCCCUGGGAGGGAAGAUACCUAUCCGCUGGACCGCCCCAGAGGCCAUCGCCUACCGGAAGUUCACCUCUGCCAGCGAUGUCUGGAGCUAUGGAAUUGUCAUGUGGGAGGUCAUGAGCUACGGAGAACGACCCUACUGGGACAUGAGUAACCAGGAUGUCAUCAAUGCUGUAGAGCAGGACUAUCGGUUGCCACCCCCCAUGGACUGCCCCACUGCCCUGCACCAGCUCAUGCUGGACUGUUGGGUGCGGGACCGGAACCUCAGACCCAAGUUCUCCCAAAUCGUCAACACACUAGACAAGCUUAUCCGCAAUGCUGCCAGCCUCAAGGUCAUCGCCAGUGCCCCGUCUGGCCUGUCACAGCCCCUCCUGGACCGCACAGUCCCGGAUUACACUACCUUCACCACGGUGGGGGACUGGCUAGAUGCGAUCAAGAUGGGAAGGUAUAAGGAAAGCUUUGUCAGUGCGGGGUUCUCAUCCUUUGACCUGGUGGCCCAAAUGACUGCAGAAGAUCUGCUAAGGAUUGGGGUCACUUUGGCGGGCCACCAGAAGAAGAUCCUCAGCAGCAUCCAGGACAUGAGACUGCAGAUGAGCCAGACGCUGCCUGUGCAGGUCUGACACUCAGCUCCGACCGGGGGGGAGGGAGUGUCCCCCCACCCAGGACUGCACAAGGAUUCUGACCAGCCCGCUGGACUUUUGGAUGUCUGGCCUUUGGCUGUGGCCCAGAAGAUGGAAGUUUUGGAGAGGACCCUUGCUGUGACUUCUCCAGGCCUGUGCUCCCUCCCAGGAAGUGUGCCCCAAACCUCUUCAUAUUGAAGAUGGAUUAGAAGAGGGGGUGUUGACCCCUCCCCAGAUGCCUCGGGGCCCAGGCCUUCCUGCUCUCCAGUGGGGAAUCUUCACAACUCAGAUUUGGCUGUGCUUCAGUAGUGGAGGUCCUGGUAGGGUUGGGUGGGGGUAAGCCUGGGUUACUCAGGCCCCAGCCCUGGCAGGGGUCUGCCCCCACCAGGUAAGCAGAGAGUAUUCCCUCCCCCGGGAAGUGGAGGAGGGGACUCUGGGAACGGGGAAGUAUGGAGCCCCAUCCUGAAGCCAGCUGGUACCUCCAGUUUGCACAGGGACUUGUUGGGGGCUGAGGGCCCUGGCCUACCCCUGCCCUUGGUGCUGUUGUAAAAGGGCAGGCAGGAGCAGGCUGAGGAGCAGCCCUCACCUCCCAGAGACUGACUCACAGAGCCAGAGAUGUGUGUGUGUACAUGUGUGUGUGUGUGUGUGCGCGAGCGUGCGUGUGUGUGAGUGAGGGGGGUAUGUAUGUGUGUGUUGUGCACAUGCUUGCCUGCACAGAGAGCAUGAGUGUGUACAAGCUUGGCCCUGUGCCCUAUAGUGGGGUCAGCUGGGCAGACAGCGAAAUAAAGGCAAUAAGAUGA